AGAUAAAAAAAAAUUGAAUCCAAAACCUUAAAGUAACUAUACAUAUCUUCUAUCUUAUAUUCACCCAAACAUAAUAUUUGUUACUUGAACUGUUUCUGUAUAUGGAAAAAAAAAAAAAAGACUACAGUCUUGGUUAUGCUAAUGCAGUUUCUUGAUGAUAAAGACACCUAACCUACCAAAAAUCAAAGGUGACCCUACUGAUUGACCACUGCUCCAAGCACCGGGGAAGCAAAAAUCCUUUUGCCCACAGUGUCCGUUUCCUUUCUCUUGAUGAACGGAUGAACAAGGUCAGUGUCACUUUCCCAUUAACUGGAAUCUCACCAUUUAAAUGAAACAUUAAGGACCCAGAAUAUGCCACUUGGGAUAGCUUGUUUGGACACGAGAGUGAAACAAAAAACAGCCAAAUCUUAUUGGAGAAAGAGGGUGGUAUGGCUUUUAAUAAAGGAUUUAGAAAAAACCAAAAGCAAAAUCGAAUAGGUCGAAAUGUAAUCCCACGCCGACUGAUUGAGUGGUGCGCAUUACACCUUUAAAUAAUUUCCGGAACCUGGGUUUCAUGUUGAAGAAUGAAAAUGUUUUUAUGUUUUAAUUUGUAUAAAAAAUCUGCGUCUCCAUAUAAACUCAUCGUAAACGAAAAGCAAAAUAUCAUCACAUUCACACCUUUCCUUUCCUUUCCUUUCCUUUUGGCUUUUAUUUUAUUUUCUUUUCCCCUUUUUUUUUUGCUUUUUUGUAUAUUUUCUUUUUUUUUUUUUCAAUGGUGAUGGAGGAUAACGAGAGUUGCGGGAGCAAAGCGAACGACACAUCGCCGUUGCAGAGCCGGCAACAGCGGCAAAAGCUCGAUGUGUACAAUGAGGUGCUCCGGCGGCUUCGAGAAUCCGACAAAGAAGAGGCUAAUCGGCCUGGUUUCGAAGACGAACUUUGGACUCACUUCAAACGUCUCCCCAGUCGCUAUGCGUUGGAUGUGAAUGUGGAAAGAGCAGAAGAUGUACUUAUGCAUCAAAGGUUACUGCAUUUGGCUCAUGAUCCUGCCAACAGACCAGCAAUGGAAGUUCGUCUCGUGCAGGUCCAAUCUAUUUCUGAUGGGAGUUUAGCUGAUUCUACUCUUUCCAACCCCCUGCGUGAGGAAUCAGCUCAAAGUUCUCAGAAACACUCUAGUGGGCAGAGCAAACAUCCACCACCUGCCUUUGGCUCAUCGCCUAAUCUUGAAGCCCUUGCACUUGAAGUAAAUGAAUCUCAAGAUCAAGAUGGAGAUAGUUCUGUACAUGCCAAUUCACAAUUUUCCUGGCCCAUGCAUGAAAUUACAUUUUCAACAGAAGACAAACCAAAGCUUCUCAGUCAGUUGACCACAUUGCUUGCUGAGAUUGGGCUGAACAUCCAGGAAGCACAUGCAUUUUCCACAAUCGAUGGUUACUCCUUAGAUGUUUUUGUUGUUGAUGGUUGGCCUUCUGAGGAAACAGAGCAGCUUAAAGUUGCUUUGGAAAAGGAAGUCUUAAAACUUGAGAAGCAAUCUUGGCUGAAGCACAAUUCCUUUUCUCCUACAAGGGACUAUGAGGAAAUGGGCACCAAUGGUGAUCAGAAUUAUGUGGCAAUUCCAAAUGAUGGGACUGAUGUUUGGGAAAUUGACCCUAGACACUUGAAGUUCGAGAAUAAAGUUGCAUCUGGGUCAUAUGGCGAUCUGUAUAAAGGUACUUACUGUAGUCAGGAAGUGGCUAUUAAGGUCCUAAAGCCAGAGCGUAUAAAUGCUGAUAUGCAGAAAGAGUUUGCCCAGGAAGUUUUCAUCAUGAGGAAAGUUCGGCAUAAGAAUGUUGUACAAUUUAUUGGUGCCUGUACCAAGCCUCCAAGCUUGUGUAUUAUAACAGAAUUUAUGUCUGGUGGAAGUGUAUAUGACUACCUUCAUAAACAGAAGGGUGUUUUCAAGCUUCCAUCAUUGCUUAAAGUUGCAAUAGAUGUUUCCAAAGGAAUGAACUACUUGCACCAAAAUAAUAUAAUCCAUAGGGAUUUGAAGGCUGCCAAUCUUCUAAUGGAUGAAAAUGAAGUGGUUAAGGUUGCUGAUUUUGGGGUUGCUAGAGUGAAAGCUCAAUCUGGAGUUAUGACGGCUGAAACUGGAACUUAUAGAUGGAUGGCUCCUGAGGUUAUUGAACACAAGCCAUAUGAUCACAAGGCCGAUGUUUUCAGUUUUGGGAUUGUAUUAUGGGAGUUGUUAACUGGAAAGCUUCCAUAUGAAUACUUGACCCCAUUGCAAGCUGCAGUUGGAGUAGUUCAAAAGAUGCUGGCAACAAGAUCCCACACUAAGACCAGAUUUUUCUGAAAUUAUAGAGAUUUUGCAGCAAAUUGCCAAGGAGGUAGGAGAUGAAGGUGAUGAUCGGCACAAAGAGAAAUCUUCCGGAGGAUUUUUGUCUGUCCUUAGAAGAGGCAACCACUAGCGUAGACAUAUG
Molecule: messenger RNA, 2432 nt
Organism: Durio zibethinus
Lineage: Eukaryota; Viridiplantae; Streptophyta; Magnoliopsida; Malvales; Malvaceae
Product: serine/threonine-protein kinase STY46-like
Biological process (GO): protein phosphorylation
Molecular function (GO): ATP binding; protein serine/threonine kinase activity
Source: RefSeq, a predicted model, not a curated record